Messenger RNA from Fulvia fulva, 615 nucleotides. RefSeq lists its product as uncharacterized. NCBI's taxonomy places the organism in Eukaryota, Fungi, Ascomycota, Dothideomycetes, Mycosphaerellales, Mycosphaerellaceae. The coding region runs from base 1 to 615 and encodes 204 amino acids. The transcript is spliced from 2 exons. The record is from RefSeq and is a predicted model, not a curated record.
AUGUAUACACAAACAUACAAAUCACCACCACCGCGAAGACAAGUUCGACAUCCAUCAACACACAAAGAUCUACCUCACACCACCGCAAAUUACCUGAACACCCUCAACACCCUCUACACCCUCUACACCAUGUCGAAUGCCAACAGUCAAGGACUCACUGGCACCAUGGCCUGCGGACUCGGCCCACACGUCUUGGUCUCUCCAGCCGUGACCCCAUGCGGUCACCACUUCUGCACAGCGUGCCUGCAGCGGUACAUCGAGACUGCAGACAUCUGUCCUAUCUGCAACGCCAUCCUGGUCCACCGAGAGACUGUGGCCUUUCAACAAGCUCCUCACGCACCAGCCACGUCGCUGCAGAACGACCGUGCAAGGGUGGCCAACCUCCAGCAGCACCUGCUUCCUGAGGCGACUUGGGGUAGCCUUGGUGUAGUCCGGUCAACAGCUCCACCUACCCAGCAAAGCAGUGCAGCCGAGGACACCACCGCACUGGACACAUUGGCUGAGGUCGCGAGCGCCGCUCCACCUGUCGAUACUGCUCGAAGCGCUUCUCAGGGGAGCCCGAAACCAGAAGAGCGCUCACCAGGGAACGGCCAGCGCAAGAAGAAGGAGAACUGA